Messenger RNA from Vanessa tameamea, 861 nucleotides. RefSeq lists its product as uncharacterized. The coding region runs from base 218 to 856 and encodes 212 amino acids. The record is from RefSeq and is a predicted model, not a curated record. Gene Ontology annotation, biological process: NADH dehydrogenase complex assembly. NCBI's taxonomy places the organism in Eukaryota, Metazoa, Arthropoda, Insecta, Lepidoptera, Nymphalidae. The transcript is spliced from 3 exons.
UGUGAAUUUGAAAUUGACCAUUGUGAUACUGCUAGACGUCAAUAACAUUAAAUAUGAUAAGAAUGUCAAAUGCUCAGUAGAGUGGGUAAACAUGUAAUAUAAUUGUUUAUACUUACUGAUAAUACCUACAUUUAUACAUUACAUACAUUUUUAAUGUAGUAUUUCAUUCAUUACAAUUCAAGUUAGUAGGUCUAACCAGUAAUUAUUUCUACUAGCUAUGUUUCGACGUAUUUUUCUUUUAAAUAUUCUUACAUUACAAUGUUUUAUUUUAUUAUUUCAUAUAAAUAUCACGGGCACCAAUGGUAUUUCGGGUACAGAUGAAAAGUACUUAUUUGAUUUUACAAAAACAGACGAUGUUGAUGGUUGGCAGGAACAAUCUGAUACUGUUCGCAGUGUUGGAAUGUCGAAAGCAGUAUUCGUGAUACUUAAGAAUUCUGAAUUUAGAAGAGCGAUAUUUUUUGCCUUACUUAAUCCUCAGCCAAACGGCGCAGGAUUUGCUGGUAUACGAGCUCUUGGCUCAUAUGACUUAUCCGGACUUACAAAAUUAAGCCUCCUUUGUAGAGGACAAGGUCAAUUCAGUGGAUUUAAAGUAGUUUUGAGACAUAAAGGACUGAAUAAUGAGCCCAAUUUUUCGUUCGAACAAUAUUUUCAGGCUCCCAAAGACGAAUUUGCUGUACGUACGUUACCAUUCUCGGAAUUCAAAGCUUAUUACAGAGGGAAACGUGUUAAUAACAACGAGACCUUGGAUUUAUCACAAGUGACCAGUAUUGGUAUUCAGAUGUACGGUGGAGUUUAUCAAACGGUCAAACAAAAAGGACCAGCAACUUUAGAAAUCGAUUGGAUAAAAGCUGAAUAAACUUA